Triticum urartu is the source of this 1396-nucleotide messenger RNA. The record is from RefSeq and is a predicted model, not a curated record. Lineage: Eukaryota; Viridiplantae; Streptophyta; Magnoliopsida; Poales; Poaceae.
CUCUCAUAUCAAGGCAUCUCCACACUCACUCAUCCCUUGGAGAAUCCGUACAGUAGACAAUUUGCUCAGCCUUCCAAUGGCAACCACCACCAUGUCCCUCUCCUCCUCGACCUUUGCCAGCAAGGCGGUGAAGAACGUGUCGUCAUCGGCUCUCUUCGGCGAGGCCCGCGUCACCAUGCGCAAAACUGCAGCGAAGGCAAAGCAGGUUUCCUCUGACAGCCCAUGGUACGGUGCCGACCGUGUGUUGUACCUCGGCCCACUCUCCGGUGAGCCCCCGAGCUACCUCACCGGUGAGUUCCCUGGCGAUUAUGGUUGGGACACUGCCGGACUUUCGGCUGACCCGGAGACCUUCUCCAAGAACCGGGAGCUGGAGGUGAUCCACUGUCGUUGGGCCAUGCUUGGGGCACUUGGUUGCGUCUUCCCUGAGUUGCUCGCCCGCAACGGCGUCAAGUUUGGCGAGGCCGUUUGGUUCAAGGCCGGCUCCCAGAUCUUUAGUGAGGGUGGUCUCGACUACCUCGGCAACCCCAGCCUUGUGCACGCGCAAAGCAUCCUAGCUAUUUGGGCAUGCCAAGUCGUGCUCAUGGGUGCCGUCGAGGGGUACCGGGUUGCCGGCGGCCCACUUGGCGAGAUCGUCGACCCACUAUACCCAGGAGGCAGCUUUGACCCUCUCGGCCUAGCCGAUGACCCCGAGGCAUUCGCCGAGCUCAAGGUGAAGGAGAUCAAGAACGGUCGCCUCGCCAUGUUCUCAAUGUUCGGCUUCUUUGUCCAAGCUAUCGUCACGGGCAAGGGACCACUUGAGAACCUCGCUGACCACAUCGCUGACCCCGUCAACAACAACGCCUGGGCGUUCGCCACCAACUUUGUCCCCGGCAACGUGUUUGCCGGCUCCCAGAUCUUUAGUGAGGGUGGUCUCGACUACCUCGGCAACCCCAGCCUUGUGCACGCGCAAAGCAUCCUAGCUAUUUGGGCAUGCCAGGUCGUGCUCAUGGGUGCCGUUGAAGGGUACCGCGUCGCCGGUGGCCCACUCGGCGAGAUCGUCGACCCACUAUACCCAGGAGGCAGCUUCGACCCUCUCGGCCUAGCCGACGACCCCGAGGCAUUUGCUGAGCUCAAGGUGAAGGAGAUCAAGAACGGCCGCCUCGCCAUGUUCUCAAUGUUCGGCUUCUUUGUCCAAGCUAUCGUCACGGGCAAGGGCCCACUUGAGAACCUCGCUGACCACAUUGCUGACCCCGUCAACAAUAACGCAUGGGCAUUCGCCACCAACUUUGUCCCCGGCAAGUAAGAUGUCUUGAAGAUUGUGCACGCCCCAAAGCGUAUUGGUGUGCAAUCUGAGUUGUACUACCAUGAUGUAAAUUACGAGAAUUUUGUGCAAAAGCAAUGCAAGAUUUUUCCGUCU